Messenger RNA from Zonotrichia albicollis (white-throated sparrow), 1501 nucleotides. RefSeq names its product solute carrier family 25 member 11 (gene SLC25A11). Gene Ontology annotation, biological process: transmembrane transport. The record is from RefSeq and is a predicted model, not a curated record. Lineage: Eukaryota; Metazoa; Chordata; Aves; Passeriformes; Passerellidae.
AUGGCGGCGGUACCGGCGGCCGAGAGGCCCAAGACCUCCCCGAAAUCCGUCAAGUUUCUUUUCGGCGGCCUGGCCGGGAUGGGGGCCACGGUGUUCGUGCAGCCCCUGGACCUGGUGAAGAACCGGAUGCAGCUGAGCGGGGCUGGGGCCAAGGGCCGGGAGUACCGGACAUCCCUGCACGCCCUGGGUUCCAUUCUGCGCCACGAGGGGCUGAGGGGCAUCUACACCGGGCUGUCGGCAGGGCUGCUACGCCAGGCCACCUACACCACCACCCGCCUGGGCAUCUACAGCGUCCUCCUGGAGCGUUUUGGGGGGGCUGACGGGACCCCCCCUCCCUUCCUGGCCAAAGCAGCCAUGGGCAUGACCGCGGGGGCUGCGGGGGCUUUCGUGGGGACCCCGGCUGAGGUGGCGCUCAUCCGCAUGACAGCUGAUGGCAGGCUACCCCCCGGCGAGCGCCGUGGGUACCACAAUGUGUUCGACGCCCUUGUGAGGAUGGCGAGGGAGGAGGGGGUGUUCACCCUGUGGAGAGGCUGCAUCCCCACCAUGGCCCGUGCCGUGGUGGUCAACGCCGCCCAGCUCGCCUCCUACUCCCAAUCCAAACAAUUCUUGCUGGACUCCGGGCAUUUCCGUGACGACAUCCUGUGCCACUUCUGCGCCAGCAUGAUCAGCGGGCUGGUGACCACGGCUGCCUCCAUGCCCGUGGACAUCGUCAAGACCCGGAUCCAGAACAUGAGGACAAUAGAUGGGAAACCCGAGUACCGCAACGGGCUGGACGUGCUGCUGAAGGUGGUGCGCUACGAGGGCUUCUUCAGCCUCUGGAAGGGCUUCACCCCCUACUACGCCCGCCUGGGCCCCCAUACCGUGCUCACCUUCAUCUUCCUCGAGCAGAUGAACAAGUGGUACCAGCGGCUCUUCCUCACUGCCUGACACCCCCGGGGGGGGGGUCGGGGGGCAUCUGACCCCAUCCCGUGGGCUCUCCAGGGGCACUUGACCCCCACUGAAGGGUUUUGGGGGUGUCUGACUUCUCCCUCAGGUGCUGUGGGGGUGCUUGACCCCCCCCCCACACACCACCAGGGGCUGGGGGGGAGGUGGUUCUGCAGGAGCUGCCUGACCACCCCCAUAUCAAGGCCAUGAAGUGGUCCUGGGGCCCUAUGGAGGCGUCUUGGGCCCUGUAGGGGUGCAGGACCCACUCCUUAGGGCUUGUAGGGAUCCCUGGGGCCCUGUGAAGGGGCCCUGGACCUGAUGCAGGGGUGCUGGAUCCCUCCCAUGGGGACACCAGGGGAUGCCUGGUCCCUGUGGGGCAGCCCUCUCUAAGGACUGCAGGUGCCCUCCCCCUGUGCUCCCCUUCCCACCCCUCUGGGGGUUUUGUUACCAGCCAAUAUCAAGGUCACAGUGUGGGGCAGGAGCCCCCCAAAAUUUCCCCCCUCCCUCCCCAUCUACCCUGUGCUUCGUUAACGAAUCAUGGAUCGUGAUCAUGUAAUUAAAGCAAGACCCACAAACA